CUCGCCCGUCACGUGACACAAACACGGCGACCGCUGUUAUUCUCCCCCCACCCAACCACCCACCACCACCACCUCAUGGCUCCGACGGCUGGCGCUCUGAGCGGGACUCUGCUGGGAUGGCUCAUAUUCGCCAUCGUUCUGCUGGCGAUCCUGGCCUUCGCGUGGUUCUACGUGCGCUGCUACCAGAGCCGGCACGACAGCGAGGCGAGCUCCACAGUGACGGCCAUCCUGGCCGUCGCCGUCGCCCUCUCCGCCGCCGCACUGCUGGUCGUCGACAUCUUCCUCGUCUCCUUCGCGAAGCUUCCCAACGGCACCUACAAGGAAUGGGCUAUGGACAAUGCUACAAGGAUGCAUGUUGAAAACACAGUCCUUUACGGCUAUUACACGCUGUAUUCCCUCGUUCUCCUCUUCGUUUUCUUUUGGAUUCCAUUUGUCUACUUCUAUUACGAAGAAAAGGGCCUGGAAGAAUUUGAUUCUACACGCUCGCGGCUCUGCACUGCCUUCAAGUACACCAUUGGCUUUGUCGUCGUGUGUGGAGUGCUGCUUCUGAUUGGGGCCUUCGUGCCUCUCGAGCCACCCACUGACACCAACUCGACGGAAUGGGAAAAGUUGGAGUAUCUGUUUCAGGAGCUCGGCAGUGGACAUGGUGUGGACGCGUUGGCCUUUUCCAUAAGCACCUUGACGCUGGCCGGAAUGCUGUGCCUCAUCAUCUACACGGCGUAUGGCAUGUCGGCGCUGCCCGUGAACCUCAUUAAAGGGAAGAAAAAUGCAGGGUACGAGCUCCUGCAAAACGCCGACGUCAUCGAUGAGGUGGAGCAGCAAAUUGAAAGCAUCCGAGCUAAGUGCGCGAACGGGCGCCCGCUGGCCACGCGCGACCGCCGGGCACUGCUCACCCUGGAGGAGCGGCUGCGCGACCUCCGUCGCCACGAGCGGCGCCUCGACUCGGCCGCCACGGGCUGCUGCGCCAAGGUCGGCUGCGCCCUGAGGCCCUUGCAGAUCGUCUUGGGAGUUGCGCUUUCCCUCGUCGCCCUCCUCAUCAUCGUGACUUUGUUCCUGUCAAGCCUGGAUCGAGCAAUGCACUCCCUGGGCUUUUCAACUGGAUUCCUGCUGCUGAACGUGACCCUUCCUAACCCCAUCAACCUGGCCCUCGUCUACCUCCAGCCGGUUUUCCCUUUGGACUAUAUCCUGAUGGCCAUCAUUACCAUGUACUUUGUGGUGACCUCUAUGGCUGGCAUACGCAACAUGGGAAUAUGGUUCUUCUGGAUGAAGCUGUAUAAUAUCCGGACUGGGAGGACGCGGCCCCAGGCACUUCUCUUCCUCUGCCUCAUUCUCAUGCUCAUCGUGAUGCAUGUCAACUACGUGAUAUACAGCCUAGCACCGGACUAUGUCAUGUACGGCAAUCAGAAGUACCUGGCCAAUAAGACCACUCUUGAUCCGUCAACUAAAGUGGGAAACACGACAUGGAUUCUAAUGCCUUGCGACGCAAAGGCUCCGAUCGAUGAUUGCACCGUGACACGCAUGUACCUGUUCCUGCACAAGUUUUGGUUCUUCAGCUCCGUGUACUACAUCGGCAACUGGGCCUUCAUGGUGGUGUUUGUCCUGGGGACGGUUGUCUCGUGCUUUAGGGGGCGGCGCUCCUCGGUGGACGCGGACACGGAUGCGUACUUGAGCGAGGACAGCGAGGACGAGCUCGUCCGCGUGUGACGCUCAGCGUGCGGACAUCGGACACCGGCUCAUUCCCGCGACUCUCAACGCUGCGCUGAACGAAAGGGGAAAGCGAAUGCUUGCAUAUAUCUGCGGUGCACGCCUGAUCACGUGCACGCCUGAUCACGUGCACGCUCAGGAAAUAGAGACCCGAUAAGCACGUGUUUUGAGCGUCGUUACCGUUUGCCGUUUUAUUUCUAGAGUGUAGGGUUGACGCUACGUAGGUGAAGUCGUCUGGGUUCAAACCCAGGCGGCGUUAAGGUUCUCGUGUGCGGCGAGCCUGAUCACCAAUGACUGCACAGAGAACAAACAAAAAAAAAUCACAUUUAAUUUUGUGUCACUUCAUUUGGCAAAAAAUGUCAGCUCUUCGACUUAAGUUUUUGGUUUCACUUGCAGCAAAUAUUCUUUGCAGGGCAUAUAAAUGGUGCAAUCGUAGUUUGUAUAAAUAGGCCUUGAGUAACUUCUGCGGUGGUUUGCUGACAAAGGGUCGUGCACUGGAUGGAAUUUCUCAUGAUGUGUGUAACCGAAACAACUCGGCACCUUUACCACGAACAGUACAGAAAUAUGGGCACUCUUGAAAAUGGGCCAUUUUUCCCGUGUUAACUUUCUAAACAUGUUAUUUUGCUGAAAUGCAGUAUUGAUUUGCAGUGGUAAUUUUUUUUCGCUUGUGCUUUUCCUCCACGGAAAAAUGUCCGAUACGCUUACAUUUUUACUGUAAAUUUGUUUCCGUGGAAUUGACCCUAUUACGAUCUGACAAUUAGCAUUGUGUAGCCGUAUUGAUAUUGGUUGAACUGGGCGCAACUCACUUCAUGACAUCUGGCAAAGUCUCAACAGUUCAAGAUUGAGCUGUUAAGCAGAUGCUGCUCGCAAACAUUAAUCUUGACGGUGCCCAUGCCAGCGAUUCCUGUUAUUGUCCUUAAAUGAUCCACACAAAUACUCUCGUGUGUAUACCAAGAUGAAAGUAAAAAUAUUUGGAUGAGAUUUUCUUUUUUUUUCUUUUUCCAGACAGAAUAUUUUUUUAUCAACACUUAAAAUUGCAAGUGUAGAGGGUGAAGCAUAUCUCCUCCAUGAGCAGAGUGGAGUGUAAAAAUAAAAUCCCCCACAUUUAUAUGCUGUAGCCCAGUCUUUUUAUUUUCCAGACUGUGGUGGCUGAAUCCACCGUGGCUAGGAUUUGAACUCGAAACUCACGACUGGGUGCCCUGUUGCACAACACAUUGAGCUAUAUGCUGGCUCUAAUCGAUCAUGUAGGUUAAUUUACCGAACUAGUUUUGUGUUUGUGAUUUCAUUGCUUACAAACAAAGCCAUUUGUUUUAAGUCUCUUAAUGAUUGGAAUUGUAUAAUAAUACCCUCUGUUGCAUAGAUUAUCACGUUAAUAAUAUUUUACAGAUUACUGUGAAAUAAAAAAAAUAACAACUCAUUUUCAUCACUGUUUUAGCCAUUAGGACUUCAUAAGAACUGGGCUGACAUUUAACUUUUUUUUCAAUCAGAUUUUUUAUCACAAUCAUAUUUUCCAUUAAAAAGUAACAAAAAUUGAACUUUUCUCUCUAUUGAAAAUUCAUGAAAUUUUGUUAAAUAAAUAUAAGGCUUCUCUUUGUAUUUAGAAAUCCAUAUAAGACAUUUAAAUUCACCAACUCUUGAAAGGCUAAGGACAAAGACUUGCAUUUUUUGGUUGCAGGCAGCAUCUGAACUUUGCCCUUCCAUGUUUACGUGAUAUUUGCUGUGAUGCUCUUUCAAAACGGUACGCUUUCGUUUUUUGUUAUGCAUUUGGAAUAGAAUGUUGCAGCACGGUGCUGGGAUGUAAUCAGGAGAGGAAGCUGUGAUGAGUGCCACUCGUUUGCUGGGUGAAGGAGGGGAGUUACCGAGACGUGCACUGGGAGUGGCACCCAGGAGGUCAGCGACCAUGGGCAAGAUGAAAACCCAGAUGAUGAUGAGACACUGUAAGAACGGAUCUUGGCGAUCGGAUGUUGACUGGAAUGGCUCCGGGAUCCAGCCGAGAGGGAGAGGCAUUUGGCAAAGUUUGGUGGCAACAUAGACAUUACCCAUAAUGCCCUCUGACCGUGACCUGAUGACGGGCUUUUUGUUUACAUGUUCUUCUAUCUGUAAAACCCAGGAAUUUGUAUCGGUAAUGUACAUGAUUUCUAAGGGAGCCCUAGAAAUUGGCAACAAACUAUUUAAAACAAUGCACGAAAGCAUGUUUGGGGGAAAUGGAACCUACUUUGAGAAGAGCUGCAUGGGGGAGAGGUAAUAGUGUGGCUCUAUCUCCUGCAGAAAAAAAAAAUCAUUUGUAGGACUAUUGCAUGGUAAAAUGUUAGUCUUGGGAACUGAUUUAUGCUUAAUGUUAUAUCUUGAUGAAUCACGCAUGAUUAGACAGUGCGAUGCGUGCAUAGCUUUUUAUGCUCGAUUCCGUCCAGACUUGUUAAUGGGCAAGCAGGUGAAUGUGCACUAAAAUUCAGCUCGUUACGCCGUGCGUCAGUUUUAACGGCGCUUUGUGAUGUUUUCUUCAGCCUCGGUCUCUGCACCGACGCCCACUCACUCUUCGCCGGUUACAUUUGCAGAUAAACGAACGUGGAGGCGCGUAAAAGCUGCACGCUUCAGGACAUUCUCGCGAUUGAUGCCCCGAGCUGAAUUAGAUGUCCUUACCAUCAGGCCGUUCACGUCAAUGUGGAAUAAUGCAAUUGCAACAUUUUCACCAGCGAGAUAGAGGUGUGUGCACAGUGGGGUGCAGUGUAUUCAUUCCGACUGGGUUGUUGCGUGUUAAACUGACUGGGUGCCAAUUUAAAGUAACACAGAACAAGACACUCUUCGGUGGGAAUCGUGAGCACCUGUGGACGUACAGUGGUCCACUUGCGAAUGCUAUAGCAACGCCAACAAUAAAAUGGAGAAAAAAACAUAUCAGCAGGUGUGACCGUAACAUUGUCGGUGGGGAAAAAUGACGGCAAUUUGAAAAUGCUAGCCAUUUCAUGGCAGAAUAUGGUGAGCAACUUAGAAGUUCAGAAGCGAGCACGGAGCGAAAGUAUUUUUCAGAUGUCGUCAGGUAGAGGAGAUUUGCCAUGAUUGAGGCAGUUGACAGAGGACAAGGGAGGUCAGGUCACCCAUGCAGGUAUUGAAGUGGCAUCCAACCGAGGGGAAGGCCGCAGACAGAUGGUGCGAUUUUUGCACGAACGCCCCUUGGAGGUUUGCAUCAUGGCAAUUGUCGAGUUGAUUCCUCUUGGGAGAGAGAGCAGCGGCGUCGAUGGCACACGCCGUAGAUGUCCUCUUGGCCUUGAACGUUUUACCAGUCGUGGGAUUUUGUUUUUCAAACCGCGUUCUGUUAUGCAGGGUGCGUCAAAAAAAUGUUAACAAUUCGGAGAAUUUGCAACAGUACACGACAGUCCCAUGUAAGUGUUAACAUUUUUUUAGGCGCCCUGUAUUGCAAUGGCUGGAUAUUCGCGGGUAUCUUCACUUCAGACGGUGGUUGUGAACUGGUGUCUCGGUGAUUAAGUGGACACGGUGUGCAUAUUCGGUGCAUCAAUUUCCGAGUUUGCUGAGGUUUGUGCUUUAAUAUCACUCAUCCAAUGUGUUGCUAAUUUAUGAAAAAUCUACACUUCAUAUUAUCACUCUGGAUUAUCGGUCGAGAUAGUCAAAAGCUGCCUCAAUUACAAUACACGUAUAUCAUGUUCAUAAUUUCACACUUCAUUAUUGCUCUAAAUAAAAAAAUAUAUCGUCUAUUGAUUAUGCUCGUUUCACUUCACAGCAAAAUGUGAGGCGCUGUGUGCCAGAGCGGUGCAUACAAUUGAACGCAAGCAAUGUUGUUGAGAUAACUGUCUGCGAAUACUGUAACGAGAACGGGCAUUGUUGCUUAAAUGAUGUGUGUGUGUGUAUACUGUAUAAUAUAAGGAUUUACAUUAAUUGCUCAGUCCUCAUCACAUCCAGUGCAUCUGGUUAUUGUAUCAGUAAUGAAACGUGUGUAAGAUGUGCCAUUCUGGAAUAAAGGAAAUGAGGGAAUGUAGGAAGCUGGGCCAGUGGUGGCCAUGUCUGUGGCCUGUGAUUCAACACUGAAGGCAGCGAGGGGUUGGUGCAUCGCACACAGAUGUCUUAAAACUCCUUUCCCGUGGGUGUCGAGGUCCCCAUACCCUGGCGAGCCAGGAGAAGGCGGUACAGCAAGUAAUAAUCGCCAUCUGUUUCCAUCUGUGCGGGGGAUAUAGCGUUGCCCCCUUGCAUGCGUGAGGUUUCUCCGCGUGCUCCAGUUUCCUUCCACGUGUAUAAUGAACAGUCAAGAAUUGUCUAAAAAACGUCUUAAAAUAAAAACUCAAUCCAGGACCCUCCUGAAAAAGAGUUAUACGACUCAGUGUGGCUUUCCGUGAUAAAUAAGUACAUUUCCAAAUUAUAAUGAGGAAGUCCUGCAGUGUGUGAUUAGGAAUUAACAAGAAAAUGUUUUCAUUCAGCCUAAUAUUUUACUUUUUAGUAGCUAGUUAUUUAAUGUUGAACGUAGUGGAGCUGUAGUAUAACACGACAAAACGUACUUUCAAAUAUCAAAUAGCAUCAGCGUGUUUGGCCACACAUUAACUUUCUAAAAGUGCCAUUUGAUUGCAUUGGGGGUGGUGGCUCAUUUACACGGCCAUUGAAAGCCACUCUUCAUGAACUGUUGCUGAAACGUUCCUCAAAUGACCAGAUGUGCGAUCUUAAUGUUGCGUUGGUUAAUUCGAUUAGAACGUUCCCUAACUUUGCUUUCUUAAUCAUUUGCGGAAAACAACGGAAAAGCGCAAAUUUUCUAAAAAAAACAGACAGUUUCGAAACAUCUUCCAAGAGCAUGCGGAUAGCUCCAUUUAAAUGCCUCUAAUCAAAUAUGGCAUGUCACCGACGCGUCUGAAAGUAAGGUCUGUGUUCAAAUGAUUCUGUGUUCACCAACGUCAUUUGUGCACACAGAUGGCUUUUAUUUCAGUUGUCCUUUUCACGUCAAAGAAACUGACUGAAAAUAUAACCCCAAAAAACGGGGUAAAUUUUUUUCGGAAAAAUUUCAUGUUUAAACCUGGUUUCACAUUAACUAUUUGGUCACGUCGGUGUUAUGUGCUUUCUAGUGCAAGGGGGCUGAUGUUUCAAAUUUGCCUUUCAGUGUUUCUUGCGUGCACAUUUUGGCUCGUGUGUAUCGACAGACCACUCAAGUCAAGCGAUUUCCAGAUGCCGAACAAUAUCUCGCUAAUGCUGCUUAGGAGAUUGCUACUCGUCUGUGUACAUCCAUGACUGUUAUGCGCAUAAAACCUUACGGGAACACACUUGAAA
Messenger RNA from Petromyzon marinus (sea lamprey), 6963 nucleotides. RefSeq names its product LMBR1 domain containing 1 (gene LMBRD1). Gene Ontology annotation, cellular component: lysosomal membrane. Lineage: Eukaryota; Metazoa; Chordata; Hyperoartia; Petromyzontiformes; Petromyzontidae. Gene Ontology annotation, biological process: protein localization to lysosome. The record is from RefSeq and is a predicted model, not a curated record.